AUGGUUUUUAAAUCUAAGAAAAAAGCCGAUCCGUCAGUUUAUAAAUCUCUGUCUAUCAUAACCCUCCCGACUGAAAUUCUUCUAAUGACCUUUUCCCAUCUUGAAUUUCCUUCACUCUUUUGCCUAUCAAAUGUUUGCAAACGCUUUCAAAUGAUAGGAGAAAGAUGUAUGGCUGAGAAAUUCAAGAAAUCAAAUGUCGCGUUAUCCCUUUCAUUCGAACAAGAACACAGAUGGAACUAUGGUGUCCAAUUCUUCCUUGAUCAUGUUGAUUUGAAAAAUGGAAGAUUUGUUUUCAAACCAAGAAUAUCCAAUGUAAUGAAAUUCAUUCGCUCACCGAUGAUCCAAAAACCUACUAUAUGCAAGAUACAAAUUAUCCGAGUUGAUGAAGAGAAUAAUAUUAAUGCAUCAUCAAUAACAGUAGAUAAUGCGGCCAACCGAAACGGCACUAUGGUUCGAAAUAACAAUGCACCGAACAUGACUGCUGCGCGAGGAAAUCAACGACUCCCUGAAAACUUUGUACGGAAUCCAUGUGCGAUCUCCAUUAAGCAAACCAAUGCUACUGUCGAAAAAAUAGUGAAGAUAUAUCGGAUAGGUCAUGGAACGACUCAUUUAAAAUCUUCUUUUAGAUUUACAUAUUCUAUUACUGAUAAACCGCCGCCGUUAGAAAAUGCGGAUCGUGGUGGAGAACGGUGGAUAAAACCCGAAAAAUUUGAGUGUUAUGCAAGUUUCUUUUAUCCCCAUGAGCCGACAGCCCAUAAGAUAAUGAUGAAUCUAAUAGAACUGAAAAAUAGGAAUGGUGGUGCUAAUAAGAAAAUCAAAAAAUCUAAGGACAUUAAUUCAAUUAAGAAAAAUCAUAAGGGAAAGAUUGCGGAUUGUUCGGAUGAUUUUAUUAUUGUUAAUAAGGGUAAAGAUGUAGUCCAUUAUGCCAAUUCGUCUAAUAAAGGGAAGAACGUGAUUCGUUCUGAGGAGAAUUUAUUAGAGAUUGAGCUGGAUAUGGACGGACAAGAAGUAUCUCGUCGGGAAGGAAAUAUGAAUAGCAUGGAUCUUUCUUAUCUACUGGAAAUGCAAGAAAUGCAAGAAAUACAGGAACAACAACGACAAGAAUAUUCGAUGAUGAUCAGGAAAUUGAUAGGCCCUAUAAGAUCAUCAACACGGUGGAUUCGUGGUGCCAGGAGAUAA
Molecule: messenger RNA, 1179 nt
Organism: Acaulospora morrowiae
Lineage: Eukaryota; Fungi; Glomeromycota; Glomeromycetes; Diversisporales; Acaulosporaceae
Source: the annotation of a GenBank genome assembly